AUAUGGUGACAUGGUGCCAAAGACAAUAGCUGGCAAGAUUUUUGGUUCAAUAUGCUCCCUGAGUGGGGUCUUGGUCAUUGCUCUUCCAGUUCCUGUAAUUGUCUCCAACUUCAGCCGUAUCUACCACCAGAAUCAACGAGCAGACAAGCGCAGGGCACAAAAGAAAGCCAGACUUGCUCGAAUUCGUGCGGCAAAGAGUGGGAGUGCUAAUGCCUACAUGCAGAGCAAACGAAAUGGCUUACUGAGUAACCAGCUGCAGCAGUCCUCCAGUGAAGAAGAACAGGCCUUUGUUAGCAAAUCUGGCUCUUCCUUUGAAACACAGCACCACCACCUGCUUCACUGCCUGGAAAAAACUACGAACCACGAGUUCGUGGAUGAGCAAGUCUAUGAAGAGAGCUGUAUGGAGGUUUCUACAGUCAACAGACCCCCAAGCCACAGCCCCUCUCUCUCAUCUCAACAAGGUGUUACCAGCACUUGCUGCUCGCGAAGACACAAAAAGACUUACCACAUUCCAAACACGAACAUCAGUGGCAGCCGCCCAGGCAGCGUACAAGAGCUCAGCACCAUCCAGAUCAGAUGUGUGGAGAGGACGCCUCUUUCUAACAGCCGUUCCAGCUUAAAUGCCAAAGUGGAAGAGUGUGUUAAAUUAAACUGUGAGCAGCCUUACGUCACUACAGCAAUAAUUAGCAUCCCAACACCUCCAGUCACCACACCGGAAGGAGAUGAUAGGCCAGAGUCUCCCGAGUAUUCGGGAGGAAACAUUGUCAGAGUAUCUGCUUUAUAAAAGAAGGAGCUAUUUCUAAACUAGCAUAAAGACCACUUGCAAGCUGAGCUCAAGCAGUGAGGAAUGAGAAAGCUGACAAAGACAACGCCCCUUGAUGUGUGCCAGCAGCCACAGAGCAAGAGAUCUGGGAGAAACACAACACACUGUGGGUUUCGGUGUCAUAGCGUGAGAACC
Nestor notabilis (Kea) is the source of this 958-nucleotide messenger RNA. RefSeq names its product potassium voltage-gated channel subfamily D member 2-like. The annotation marks the transcript as partial. Gene Ontology annotation, biological process: potassium ion transmembrane transport. The record is from RefSeq and is a predicted model, not a curated record. Lineage: Eukaryota; Metazoa; Chordata; Aves; Psittaciformes; Psittacidae. The transcript is spliced from 5 exons. Gene Ontology annotation, cellular component: voltage-gated potassium channel complex; membrane. Gene Ontology annotation, molecular function: voltage-gated monoatomic ion channel activity involved in regulation of postsynaptic membrane potential; A-type (transient outward) potassium channel activity.